AUGUCAAGAACGGCGUCUCUAUACCCAGCGGAAACCAAUUCUGGCGUUGUCACAUCUUUUAUCCCACUGACAACCACGUGGAAGCCACCGUCUUCAUGUCUUACCAAAUUCCGUCUUGAUGGGCCAAGCUUGAUGGCGUUCGAUCCUGCGUAUGGACUCGAGAAUGAUGUCGAGCCCGGUGUCAUAUGCGGUCCACCCGCAAUGACAACGUGGUGGGAGCAAGGGCUCCUGGGUCAAGGAGGCUCAUACAAGACCCGACUGAGCAUCGGACCAAUGGAGUGUCCAAAGGGUUGGUCGACUCUGGCGUCUUCCACCAAGGAUUCAAUCAGUGUUCUCCAGAUGUGCUGUCCAUCGGGCUACUACCUUGCUAACGGUACACCUGGGUCCGUUGUUGGAGACUGUCUGUCAGAUGUCUCUUCGGGCAUGACCUUGACAUACGGAUCUACUUCCAAUGGUUUGGCAGAAUUUACGAUGGCGACAACUACUCUGUCCGACAGUUCGACCGUCGGUGCGAUCGGGAUUGUAGGUUGGAACAUCAAAAACGCCGAAACGGCGUCUUCUACAUCCACAGCCUCGACGACACUAUUUUCAUCAACACAGCAACCUUCAUCGGUACAGCAAUCUUCAUUAAUACAACCAUCCUCGACCAUGCAGCUAUCAUCGGCAAUAUCUGCUAAUCCUGCAAUAUCCGCCUCUGUUGUAUCUCCAGUUGCCUCUUCGGAUUCUUCCAUGUCUAGCACUGGGAGCGACGGCAGCCUUACAACCGGGACCAAGCUGGGCAUCGGGGUGGGAAUCGGCGUGGGUGUCAUCGGUGUCAUCGCUUUGCUGGUUGCAUUGUACCUCUUCCGCCAACGAAAACAGCGUAUUGAACCAUUCCCCGUCCAUAGCGUCCCUCCUAACUAUGCUCAGGGACCUGGCAUGACAGUCUACCAGGCACCAUACAACCCACCGCAUUAUCCGUCUGAGCUCGAAAGCAAACCAACCGUUGGUCAGCAGGGCGGGCCCCCAGCGGAACUACCGGCGCGAUAUUAG
Messenger RNA from Penicillium oxalicum, 1032 nucleotides. RefSeq lists its product as uncharacterized. The record is from RefSeq and is a predicted model, not a curated record. Lineage: Eukaryota; Fungi; Ascomycota; Eurotiomycetes; Eurotiales; Aspergillaceae. Bases 1 to 1032 code for a protein of 343 amino acids. The transcript is spliced from 2 exons.